CUCACUAAUUUUCUUAAUCAUUACAGUACAUGGAACCUAUCUAUCUCACCUUUUCUUCUCCGCCACGCGACUACGCUGGCGAUGCACCCCCUAUGACGCCGGAUCGUGCGGAGCAGCGCUACUCCCCGUGCCCUGAGGAUGCACCCCGGAUGUCACCUGAUAGGGGGGAACCGUACUACACCCCGUGGGACAAGGAUGACCCCUUCUACUUGGCUGGCCUACCAGCCGGAUACAACCCCACCAGCGAGGGGGAAUCGGAGGAGAGGCCAUACGAAGAGGACGAUGAGUCCAAACAGGAGGAGAGCAGCGAGGCGGAAGAGCCCUGUUUUCGACUCCCACCAGGCGCCUGGUCACCCAGGCCCGGGCAACGCCGCGACCCGCGACUAGGGCAUGGGUUGUAUGCUCGACCCCCGUCGCCGACCGAGACGGAGGUGCAACGAUACCAGCCUCCUCCCACUGAGGAUAGUGACACGGACGAACCGUUUUUCAUCGAGGAAGUAGACCGUACGGUAACCUACGAGCCGGCCAUCCGCCCAUGGAUACCGAGUGAAAAGUGGAAACGCCCCUACGUAAACUACCCCGGGGCCUAG
Drosophila albomicans is the source of this 590-nucleotide messenger RNA. RefSeq lists its product as uncharacterized. The transcript has a single exon. Lineage: Eukaryota; Metazoa; Arthropoda; Insecta; Diptera; Drosophilidae. The coding region runs from base 30 to 590 and encodes 186 amino acids. The record is from RefSeq and is a predicted model, not a curated record.